Molecule: messenger RNA, 2622 nt
Organism: Symsagittifera roscoffensis
Lineage: Eukaryota; Metazoa; Xenacoelomorpha; Acoela; Convolutidae
Product: transient-receptor-potential-like protein
Exons: 1
Coding region: 1-2622 (873 amino acids)
Biological process (GO): calcium ion transmembrane transport; regulation of cytosolic calcium ion concentration
Cellular component (GO): plasma membrane; cation channel complex
Molecular function (GO): store-operated calcium channel activity; inositol 1,4,5 trisphosphate binding
Source: RefSeq, a predicted model, not a curated record
AUGCCAGAAGACGACGAUCCGGAAGAAGUGAUGAAAAAGCUACAGAAGCUGAUGAAUAAAUGUCUGGAGAAAUCACGCCCAGUGGAAGAACUCGAAAAAGUGGUCGACAAAGCCGCCAUCAUGAAAGACUUUUUCGAUCUUCAUUUUCGCGACGAGUUUGGCUACACUUUACUUGGAAAUGCUGUUCAAAAGCACGAAAUAGAUGUUGUGAAAUAUUUGGUGGAACAGCAUAAAUUCAAAAUCAAAGAGGAGCUUCUAAUUGCAGUUCAGCUAGAUUACAAACCAUGUGUUGAUUACUUGCUUAAAAAACAUCCAUAUUUGGUUAAUAGAAAGGUUCUGGCUGGCACUACAUUCAGACCCGGUCAGUCGCCAGUUAUGAUUGCUUCCUUGAUGGAAAAUGACUCCAUGCUGAAAUUCCUGUUUGCGCGGGGCGCUAAACCUCUGGAAGUCCCAGAGUUCGACCCUUCAGAUCCAAAUAACAUCAUCAGAUUUGACGCCAUUUAUCAGACUCUGCUAGCUCUUUCGAAGCCAAUGUAUCUGUGUGUUAUGAACGAGGAUCCGAUUAUGGUAGCUUUCAAAAUAGCGGAAAAAUGCGAGGAACUGGCUUCCGCGCUAGACGUUGCAAAGGAUGAUUUGAUGGAAAUCAAGAAAAGCUGCGAAAAAUUCGCAGCCGAUUUCAUCAAAUUUGUGCCAACUUUCGAUGACUUGGAACUGGUGUUGGGCCAAAUGACAACAGAUGACGUCAAUCUGGUGGUUCCUGGAACUCCUUGGGAGCGAUUGAGCUACGCGAUGAAUCAUAAUCACGUGGACUUUGUGGCCAGCGGCAGCGUCCAGAAGCUAAUGAAAAAGAAGUUUAUGGACGGUCCUCUGGCUUUGAACGAUUUCGAAUCAGCCAAUGUGGCCAAAAAAACCCUCUUCAUUCUUGCCCUAAGUCUUUUGACGCCAGUGUGGCUUUUCCUGUUCCUGGUUUUUCCUAUAAGCGAUAGUGCGACAUCUAAAUUUAUUAAAUCAUGGCUCGACAUGCCUUUUAUGAUUUUCAUCGCACAAAGCGUUCUCUACUUUGCACUGCUUGUAGUAGUCAUCGACGCUUCAGUGCAGACUGCUAUUUUCCCCAUGCUCACUUGGCCUGUUUUGGCGGCCGAAAGGAUUUGCUUGCAGGAGCUUUUACUCAACAGAACAGAUUGCAUUACCAAUAACUUAGCGUACACGGAGACGCAAAAAGCGUCGUAUAUCGCGAGCCCCAAUGCGUACGCCUUAUACUUGGAAAGCCAGGCAGUUGAUUUUAUUUCUGUAACCUUGACAAACACAACUUCAAAUUACAUUUCGGAAGGGUACAUUUCGGUUUUUACUCUGGGAAACAUUUACAAAGAAUUAUUAAAUAUCUGGGCCGAAGGAAUAUAUGUAUACAGUUCGGACUGGGUUAAUGUCUUGAACAUUCUUUCUAACUGGUGUUUUAUAAACGGAAUCGCGGUCAAAUACACCUACGUCUUUGUUGAUGGGUACAGUGGCAUCGGCACGUUUGGCGGCGAAAUAGCGCAUCCACUGCAAAUUUUUGACGCGUUUACAUCUGUAGGGCUUCUGCUGCUAUUCUACAAGAUGUACAAACUUCUCCGAGUUACGGAAACAGUCGGCCGACAGCAAAUUCUUCUACGUGAGGCGUUCAUAGCUUGUUUCUACUUCUUCAUUUUGUUCUUCUGUGUUUUGUUUGCAUUUUCGGUGGCUUCAAAUAGUAUCAUAUGGCGUUCGUAUCGAGCCUACAUUCAAAACUGCAGAAAAAUCGAUGGCAAGUAUGAAACGACUAUUCCGACCAAUAUUCCGUGUGAAACUAACCUAGUCCCGUCAAGUUUAGAGGAACUAGUGAAAUAUCAAGACUUUUUUCAAGUGUUGGAGACAUUUUUCUUUGGAAUGUUUCUCCCUUCUGCUGACAUUUUGUCCUUGUUUCCCUCCUACGAAAACAUGCAGGAAUGGACACUUGCUAUCAUGUAUGGCGCGUAUGUUUUCCUCAUGAUCAUUGUCCGAAUGAACGUUCUCAUAUCUCUGGUUAUUUUCGCAGUCAAAAACACUGCCAAGUUUGAAGCCACUCUUUGCAAAUUCCAGAAAGCGAAGCUGAUGUACCUCUACAUAUGCGGUGCAGAUCCCAUGCCGCCUCCAUUCAACUUAAUUCCCAGUGUCUCCAGAAUCAGUAGCUGGGCCAGAAGUAGAAACAAAGGCAUCAAAUUGAAAAUGCUCUCCGAGGAAGAGCUCAAUCAAAUUCCGCGACUUCGCGCACUGAUUUGCAAACUGAAGUUGAGUUACUUGCGUGAACAAAGGAAGUCGCUCGUCGCCAAAGAUGUCGACUUGAGCCAACUCAUAAUAUUCAAGGAAACUGUUCAAAGUCGGUUGAGCGGAGCCAUUGACGGGGUCAAAUCAAUCAACACUCGAGCAGAAAAGUUUUUCAAGGCCAAAGCCGCAAACAGGAGAGCGCUGGAUGUUGCGGAGGACGACAAAAAGAAGUCAAGCGCAAAGAAGGAAGAGGAGAAAAAUCCGUUCACGCGCAAAUACAACGAAAUAAAGAGCAGAAAAAACAAGUACUUCGAAAAUAAAGGGGGAGGAAACUCUAGACUGGGAUCUUUCUUCAAAUGA